AUGCCUACCGCGAUCUCCGUUACAUUGCUUGCGUUUCUGCCGAUAUUCGCACUUUCGCAGUCUUUGAAGAACAAUGGAAUUGGCCAUGAGCUCAAAAGCCGUCAGACCUUUUGCUCUCUUGGCGUCAACCACGUUACAGCUUGUGGAUCUGGCGAUCUGACAACAGAGAACUGGAACACAUUCAACAUCGACGCGUUCCUCUUAGGAUUCAUAAAUCAGUUUGGUACUUCAGACAACUUCCCCAAAUUUUUCGUAUCUCAAGAUACACCCACUGAAAACCCAUUCGACGGCUUCGACUGCUCAAGCUUUGGGUCCAGCAGCUGCUCUGUACCGUCUCUGUCAAACCCGGAUGUCGGGACUGACUGCGCUUUCGACGGACUGGAGUCAACUUUCUGUGCGAAUUUCAUCGCACCUGAAGCGGCUUUUGUAGUGCAGAACUACAUCAACAUGUGGCAAGGCCUGCAGAAUCACCAUGAUGCCAUUCAAGACGCUGCAGAUGCAAUCACGAGCUCGGGAUUCAUCGACACAAUGGUCAAAGCACUGGCACCAAAGAAGCAACCAAUCGCACCAGCCGUGUUCAGUCUAAUUGCGGAUAUUGUGACCGACAUCCUGCCGAUUGGGGGAGAGAUCAAAGCGGCAACGACAUUCAUGAAGAAGUUUCGGCUGAUCUUCAAUAAAACCCAAUCCGACCUGAAGGACGACUCCAAUGACAUCGUAAGCAUUAUCCAGGCCAACGAGGCUAUUGACCAGGAGGUCACUGCAACAGAAGAUCAGCUCAAACAGCAGCUAGCGAACAUGGUGACCGGAACACAGGCAAGACUUCAGAAAAUACUCGAUCAGGUAUUUGGAGCCAACAAGGAUCCGCAAAUAAUUGAAAAUGCAGCAGAUGUGCAAAAUACCUAUGCAUUUCAGAACGCUGAAGGCGGUAUGUUCCUUGAUGACGUUCCCCAGCGCUCUGAUCUAGCGGCACAGAUGCAAAAGCAGCUGCAGAAUUGGAUAGUGAGCUCGGUCCUGACAGUAAUGGGUUACGACGUGACUGUCGACUUGACCGAGUUGGCGGAUCCACCUGGCAAACCUGGAACCGUUUGCAGAGCGGAAAACGGAUUCUCAGUUGGGCGUGGCUGUGCCUUGUUCCGAAUCAACGGAAUUGAUGGCGGUGGCAAUGUGAUCGAGGAUGCAAGGAUGGGAAACAAUAUCUUCGCACUUCAAGAUGCAGGAUUGGAUAUCGGAGCCGUGGUUAGCAACGCAGAAAAUUGUAAUGGUGGGAAUGGUGGUGGCGUUGCGGAUUUCGAGAGCUUUCUGGCAAUGGACAACACCAAUGCGCUGCCGGACUGCAUGUUUAAUUUCAGAGUCAAAGCAGUCGCCCUCUAA
Exophiala bonariae is the source of this 1371-nucleotide messenger RNA. RefSeq lists its product as uncharacterized. Lineage: Eukaryota; Fungi; Ascomycota; Eurotiomycetes; Chaetothyriales; Herpotrichiellaceae. Bases 1 to 1371 code for a protein of 456 amino acids. The transcript has a single exon. The record is from RefSeq and is a predicted model, not a curated record.